GGCGGCGGGGGCCCGGCGGCGGCGGCGGCGAUGCUGGCGGCCCGCGGCGCGGGGGCUGCGCUGCGCGGUGCGCGGCCCGGAGCGGGGCCGGGGCCGGGGCGGGGGCUGCGGCGCGGCGCCGAGCGGCACCCGGCGGGCGCGGGCGCUGCCGGCGGGCGGCGGGGCCCCCCCGGCGGCCCUGCGCGCCCCGGCCCGGUGCCGGUGCCGGUGCCGGUGCGCGUGCUGGACCUGCGCAGCGACACGGUGACGCGGCCGAGCGCCGGGAUGCGGCGGGCCAUGGCCCGCGCCGCCGUGGGGGACGACGACUACGGCGAGGACCCCACGGUCAACGAGCUGCAGCGUCUGGCCGCAAGGGUCGUGGGGAUGGAGGACGCUCUGUUUGUGCCGACAGCCACGAUGGCGAACCUCAUCGCGGUGAUGUGCCACUGCCAGCGCCGAGGGGCCCAGCUGCUGCUGGGGAGGGAGGCCCACCUGCACGUCUACGAGCACGGCGCGGUCGCUCAGGUCGCUGGGGUCCAUUUCCAGGCACUGCCAGACCUGCCGGACGGCACCUUCGACCUGGGCCAGCUGGAGCUGACCAUCCGCGAGGCCCACGGCAGCCGCUACCACCCCCGGCCCGAGCUCAUCUGCCUGGAGAACACGCACAGCUCCGCAGGGGGCCGGGCGCUGCCCCUCCCCUACCUCCAGCAGGUCCGCCUGCUUGCUGACCGCUACGGGCUGCGGGUGCACAUGGACGGAGCACGACUCAUGAACGCGGCGGUGGCCCAGGGCGUGGAGCCAGCACAGAUCACCCAGCACUGUGACUCCGUGUCCCUGUGCUUCUCCAAGGGCCUGGGCGCCCCGGCUGGAGCGGUGCUUGCCGGACGCAGGGAUUUCGUGGCCGAGGCCUGGCGCGUGCGGAAGCUGCUGGGAGGGGGGAUGCGACAGGCAGGCGUGCUGGCAGCGGCUGCCCGCGUCGGGCUGGAGCACGCGGAGACAACGCUGCGCAGGGACCACGACAACGCCCGCCGCUUCGCGCAAGGCAUCCAGGAGCUGAACUCGCCCCUCUGCUCCGUCAACCUCACAGCUGUGGAGACGAACAUCGUGCUGGUGGGAGUGAAGGGGGACUGGCCAUCUCCCGCAGAGCUGUGCGAGCGCAUGCAGGCAGUCAGCGAGGAGGAGGUGGCCGAGACGGGCCAUGCUGUCAGCGUGCUGCUCUUCCCCUGGUCAGCACGCUCUCUGCGUGCAGUCUGGCACUGGAACAUCUCCGCCCGUGACACUGAGCUCGCAAAGAACAAGCUGGACUUUGUGGCCAGGAAGUGCCAGGAGAAGCUGGCCCUAGGGCUGGGCACUGGUCCCUGGAGCACAGGGGGGGACUGAGCUGAGAUGCGGGAACACGCGUCUUCCUGGCCCCAGCCCCGCAGCUGACCCUGCUCGGCCGCUGCAGGCAAGUUUGCAGGCUGGGGCGAAUGUCCCGUCCCAUCCCCAUCCUCCUGGCAGGCAGCAGCAGAGGGGCGGGGACCAGCCAGAACACGCUCCAGGCGUGUCCCUGACAGGCUGCAGCACAGUAACCGCUCCCGCCCGCAGCCCUGCAAACCAGCGCGAGAGUCCAACCCUGCCAAGAGCACAGCUCACCCUGCCAGAUGGGAGCUCUGCAUCUCUGUGGGAGGGAGCCGAUUGCAGAUGUGCCUUGAGGGACAGAGGGGCGUCCACAUCUCGCCACCAGACCACUCCAAGGCAGCUUCCCUACCUCACUACUCAGCCCAGCAAACACAUGAUCAGAGCAUCCUCUAGCCGUUAGCCCACACAGCUCUGUGCUGUUCCUGUAACCCAGUCGCUGGAGACGCUGCCCAAAAGCAGGGCCACCACUCCCAAGGCCACACACUUCUCAAACACACGUGCCCUGGACGUGUCUAUACAAGCUGCAGCAGGAAGAAAGAUCCUGACGAUGCUCAGGGCCCAGCUGGGCAGCUUGCUCACAGCCAUGCAGUGUGGGGCAGCACAUACCACAAAGCCAGAGAGAAAACAGUCCAAAUCAGGGGCCUUUGGGUUGUGCUACGCAAAAAUGGCAGGGCAGGAAGUGGUCUCUGCAGCCCAGCGCUCUCAGCUCAGCUCUUGCUGUUGUAAUGAGACACUUGAGAUCUAAAUAAAGUUGUGGCAGUGCUGCGGCUGUGCAGGA
This is a messenger RNA of Dromaius novaehollandiae (emu), 2158 nucleotides long. RefSeq lists its product as uncharacterized. Gene Ontology annotation, molecular function: L-allo-threonine aldolase activity. Gene Ontology annotation, cellular component: cytosol. The record is from RefSeq and is a predicted model, not a curated record. The transcript is spliced from 7 exons. The coding region runs from base 31 to 1359 and encodes 442 amino acids. NCBI's taxonomy places the organism in Eukaryota, Metazoa, Chordata, Aves, Casuariiformes, Dromaiidae. Gene Ontology annotation, biological process: L-threonine catabolic process; glycine biosynthetic process.